UAGCUGGCGUCCGGCCACGCAAGUCACACUGCACCUGCAGGUCGCCGCCUGUUUCCCCGCCUACAGAUAAUUCCAGAAGCAUGAGGAUAUUUACCAUCGCUACAUUCACAGUCUGCUGUCACUUGCUAAGAGCCUUCACCAUCACGGCUCCCAAGGACCUGUAUGUGGUAGAACAUGGCAGCAAUGUCACGAUUGAAUGCAGAUUCCCGGUAGAACACCAGCUGGACCUGCCCGCCUUAGUUGUCUAUUGGGAGAAGGACGACCAACAAGUUAUUCAGUUCGUAGAUGGAAAGACAGACCGGCAAGACAGUAGCUUCAGUGGGAGAGCAUCGUUGCCAAAGGAACAGAUUCUAAAGGGAAACGCUGGGCUUCACAUCACCGAUGUGAAGCUGCGGGACGCCGGGGUUUACUGUUGCAUGAUCAGCUAUGGCGGCGCGGACUACAAGAGGAUCACACUGAAAGUCCACGCCCCGUACCACAAAAUCAACCACAGAAUUUUCAUGGAUCCAGCCACGUCCGAGUACGAACUAACAUGUCAGGCUGAGGGCUACCCAAAAGCUGAAGUCAUCUGGACCAACAGUGACAACCAAUCCCUGAGUGGCAAGACCACUGUCACCACUUCCCAGACAGAAGAGAAGCUUUUCAAUAUGACCAGCACUCUGAGGAUCAACGCAACGGCUAACGAUGUUUUCUACUGCACGUUUUGGAGAUUACAGUCAGGGGAAAACUACACAGCUGAGUUGAUCAUCCCAGAACCACCUGCAGAAUUUCUCCCAAAUGAGAGGACUCACUGGGUACUUCUGGGACCGUUUCUACUACUACUGUUCUUUGUUGCAGCCCUCGUCCUCUUCUUUUCAAGAAAACAAGUGAAAACUCUAGAUGUGGAGAAAUGUGACUUCGAAGACACAAAGUCAAAAAACCAAAAUGAUACACAGUUCGAGGAGACGUAAGCAGCACGGAAACCUCUGAUCUUCGAGGCGGGAUUGGCAGUCUGUGGUCU
Messenger RNA from Microtus ochrogaster (prairie vole), 1000 nucleotides. It is a transcript of the gene Cd274, whose product is annotated as CD274 molecule. NCBI's taxonomy places the organism in Eukaryota, Metazoa, Chordata, Mammalia, Rodentia, Cricetidae. Gene Ontology annotation, cellular component: external side of plasma membrane. Gene Ontology annotation, biological process: T cell costimulation; cellular response to lipopolysaccharide; cell surface receptor signaling pathway. The record is from RefSeq and is a predicted model, not a curated record.